Molecule: messenger RNA, 582 nt
Organism: Diospyros lotus (date-plum)
Lineage: Eukaryota; Viridiplantae; Streptophyta; Magnoliopsida; Ericales; Ebenaceae
Exons: 2
Coding region: 1-582 (193 amino acids)
Source: RefSeq, a predicted model, not a curated record
AUGGUUGCUCUUUUCAAGCCUGGGUAUGUGUACAUUGAUGUCGGAGCACGGAAUUAUAGUUCGAGUAUUGGAAGUUGGUUCAGAAAACGGUACCCGAAACAGAACAAGAACUUCGAAAUCUACGCAAUUGAAGCCGGCAAGGCGUUUCACGAAGAGUAUGCGACGAAGAAAAGCCUUACUGUGUUGCCUUACGCAGCUUGGGUGAGGAACGAGACACUGUUCUUUGAAAUCAGCCGUGAACCGAGGAGGAAAAGUGAGGAGAAAGGUAUAGGGAUGGGUAGGGUUCAAACCGUGCAAUCAUCAAGCAACUUUGUUAGUGAUUUCCAUAAGAUUCAAGGCUUUGAUUUUGCUGCUUGGUUGAAAAAUGCAGUUUCGAUGAGAGAUGUUGUGGUGGUGAAGAUGGGUGUAGAAGGCGCUGAGUUUCACCUGAUUCCUAGGUUGGUAGAGACUGACGCCAUUUGUUUGAUUGACGAGUUAUUUCUCGAAUGCCAUUUCAAUAGAUGGCAGAAGACAUAUACCCAAUGCUUGGACUUGUUCUCUUCCCUCAGAAAAAGUGGAGUUCUAGUGCAUCAAUGGUGGUGA